Molecule: messenger RNA, 1116 nt
Organism: Diaporthe amygdali
Lineage: Eukaryota; Fungi; Ascomycota; Sordariomycetes; Diaporthales; Diaporthaceae
Product: swirm domain-containing protein
Exons: 1
Coding region: 1-1116 (371 amino acids)
Molecular function (GO): protein binding
Source: RefSeq, a predicted model, not a curated record
AUGGCGAUUAGCAGCAUGAUAUCUCCUCCAGAGCAAGCUCCCCUCGACAGCUUUCGCCAGGCUGCAGAGCCCUUUCAGCCCCUCAACAUGCAACCACCAAGCAAGCCCAAGCAGACCAACCCGCAACAACCACCAUCGCCUCCGAUCUCACCGUGGACCAAAGCGGACAACCAUGUCGUCGCUACUUCGAGCGCUACCGCCGUGAAAGACCCUAUUCUCUACCCUGAGGCCCCAGCAAGUCCUUCCUCGCCUCUAUUCGAUGAACGAAAGCUCAGCCCCGCUGAGGUGCAAAAUGCCGUGUUCGAGCACAUUGCCGCACGGAGGGCUGCUUCGCUCCCUCGCCAUGUUAUCCCUCCGAAACCGCAGGACUACGAGGAUUUCUUGUGUUUCACCGAGAACGUCUUUCCACUUUAUCAGCGAAACCCUCGUGCGUGGCUCAGAAGGAACCGUGAGCAGCUGCGGGAAGAUGCCAAAGCACGCGCCCGCCGUGGCUCUGGGUAUGCGAAGACGGCACACCCUACUAUCAUCCAUGUCAAGCCUCUGAUGGCGCGGCCUUCAAACACCAUAAUCGCCAAGGCGACCGCUGCCAAGCACGCCUCUCCCCACCGAAAUGCUUCAAAAGUCACCAAACCAUCGACGGGACCGCGACCAGUUCGUGCCCAGACAGUCAAGGCAUCUCGACGUAUCAGCUCCACUCCCGAGCCUCGCAGCCGCCUGGUGCCUCCCAAUCGCGAGGACAAGGAUUUCAAUGCCAUCCCAGACUUCUGCCCGCCACUCAGUUCUCUGCCCGAAAAGUCCAAUCUCAUGAGGGUCGACUGGAAAGGCGCUCCUCUGGAUCUAAGCAAGGACCCGCACAAGCAUUUCCUCCAUCCAGAUGAGCUCCAGCUAGCGGCUGGUCUUAGGUUGGAUUGUGCAACUUAUCUCACCAGCAAGCGCCGGAUCUUUGAAGCUCGUCUGGACUACUACCACAAGGGCAAGGAGUUCCGCAAGACUCAUGCCCAGCAGGCCUGCAAGAUCGAUGUCAACAAGGCGUCGAAAUUGCACACUGCGUACGAGAGGGCUGGCUGGCUUGAUAAGAGAUGGAUGCAGGACCUGCCUGUUCCUACUCAACGCUAA